CACCCUCUUCACAUAUGAGCCAUAUACGUGACUGUUGGCACCAGGAGGACCUCACCGUGCUUCAGGAAGUAGUUUGUGGUUCAGCUCUGUCUCCAGUGAAGAAACAGUGGCAUCCUUUGCUGUUUGUAAAGAAGUAAAAAAGGGAGAUAAUGGUCCAGCCUACCUGCCCUACCUGCAGUUUUGAAUUUGUGGCGCUCAAACUGCAACAUGAUGGACUGUGUCCUGCGUCUCCUCCUCGUGUCGGAGGUCUUUCAAAAAGGUCUGACAGCUGUGAUAGAAACACAGCAGACUGUGAUGGCUGCAGUGGGAGACAGAGCCUGCUUAAACUGUCAUCUGAUGGAGUCCAAACGUGUUGUUCAAGUCUCAUGGCAGAAAAUUUUACCUGAGGGGGAGAAGAAUCUCGCUUCUUACGACAAGUACUUUGGUCAAAAAGUGAAUGAUGGUUUCCAGGACAAAGUGGAGUUUAAAGAUGCUGGACUGCAGAACUGCUCCAUAGUUAUCAGAGGAGUGACGGAGCAAGAUGAGGGCUGCUAUCGCUGUUUGUUUAGUACCUACCCUGAUGGUGUUCUCAUCGCUAAAACCUGCGUCAAACUCUAUGAGCUGCAUGAACCCGUCCUACACGUCAGAGAAUCAAACUCUUCUGAAGAGGCAGUUGUGUCCUGCUCGGCCACGGGUCGACCUGCUCCCACAGUAACACUGACCGUCCCUCACUACAACUCUACCAGCGUCACCAACACCAACGGUACAGUCACCGUCACCACUACAGCUGUGCUGAAUCGUCUCCAUGGCAACAGCAUACAGGUUGGAUGUGCAGUGCGAGUGCUGUCUGGUCCUCAGACAGACGUGUUUACUGUCAUUCCUGAGGUCAAACAGCCGCCUGCUGAUGGUGAGGAAUUCCUCCAGACAUCCAAAGAGGAAUCAGGGACUGAAGAUUUCACUUGGAUCCUUGUGUUGGUCGUGGUGGUGUCCUGUGUAUGUUUUGCUGCUGCAGUCAUCGUCGCCCUGUGUGUACAAAAACAUCGGAACAGUCUGUCACAAAGGGACUCUGAAGGGAACAAGACACCACAAAAAACGACCAACGUUCCUGAGCCCAAAACACCUUUACUGAACCAAGAGAAUGAGGUACGGCAACGAACGUCUUCUGUGAAAAAUAAAAAAAGUGGCUAUCCAAAAGAAUCACCUCAGCCAGCAUGCUGUCCACGAAAGCUGUUUUAA
Messenger RNA from Plectropomus leopardus (leopard coralgrouper), 1215 nucleotides. The record is from RefSeq and is a predicted model, not a curated record. Lineage: Eukaryota; Metazoa; Chordata; Actinopteri; Perciformes; Serranidae.